Messenger RNA from Haliotis rubra (blacklip abalone), 637 nucleotides. RefSeq lists its product as uncharacterized. NCBI's taxonomy places the organism in Eukaryota, Metazoa, Mollusca, Gastropoda, Lepetellida, Haliotidae. The transcript has 5 exons. The coding region runs from base 105 to 611 and encodes 168 amino acids. The record is from RefSeq and is a predicted model, not a curated record.
AAUCAAAAUGCGUAUCGCUAGUGGCGUUCCCUAGCGACGCCAUUCUGUCCCCAAAGGGCGCUCAUGGAAGGAUCAAAAUAGUCACGCUGGCGGAAAAAUCAAACAUGGCAGACGUAGAUCCACACUUAGAAGCACCGGAAUGGUGUCAGGCGUCGACACCAGCUGCACUUAAACGAUUUUCACGUGGAUCUGCUUCAGUGAUAACACUUCUUAACCUGCUCACAGACAGUGCUAAACUGGAGAGAAGAAUCUGCAAAAUAUACAAGGACUUCCAAACGAAAUGGGUGGAUAGUGUGAUGACCCAAAUUGGUAGCAACUUAGCAUAUGACCAGGUGAAAACUGUCAUGAACAUCUGGAUGGAAACUGUAAGGCAGAAGGAGGAUCUGCAUGCUAAAUGCCUUAAAGCCAUGUAUGCUCCAAGAGGCCCAAUUGAUCUCCUUCAUCAGUACAUCCACUCAGCAAAUGUCAAUACUUCAAAGGAGGCCAUACACUCAAUGUAUGUGAGGGCAAGGAAAAGACAGAUUAAGCUGGAGAAGCAGAUUGACCAGCUGAAAGAUGAGUUCUACCAGACAAAGGACAAGGCAGAUGACUUCAAAGCCACAGCUGGAUGAAGCCUACAGAGAGAGGGAGGACAAUC